This is a messenger RNA of Neolamprologus brichardi, 480 nucleotides long. NCBI's taxonomy places the organism in Eukaryota, Metazoa, Chordata, Actinopteri, Cichliformes, Cichlidae. The record is from RefSeq and is a predicted model, not a curated record.
CUGGCUUUUUACAGUUCUGAUACAACAACAACACCAGAUUGUGAGGCCAUUAUUAAAAACUUGACUAAAGAAGAAGAUAUUGAAAUGAAUGAAUUAGCUCGCUAUAUCCAACAAGGAUGGAUAUACUUCAACCACAGUUUAUAUUACGUUUCAUCUACUAAAAACACCUGGAAUGACAGCAGAGAGGACUGUCUGCAGAGAGGGGCAGACCUGGUGAUUAUCAACAGCAGAGAGGAACAGAACUUCAUAAGAGAGUUUAAAAAACGGACAUGGAUUGGACUGACUGACGCAGAAAAAGAACAGACAUGGAAAUGGGUGGAUGGGACUACACUUACCAUCAGCUUCUGGUACAUCGGUGAGCCUAACAGUCUUUUUCAAGAUGAAGAUUGUGGAGAAAUCUAUUUCUAUAAAAGUGAAAACUCCUGGAAUGAUACACCGUGUGACACAAAAAAAGUCUGGAUUUGUGAAAGAAAAAUGUAG